Molecule: messenger RNA, 3529 nt
Organism: Varanus komodoensis (Komodo dragon)
Lineage: Eukaryota; Metazoa; Chordata; Lepidosauria; Squamata; Varanidae
Gene: CDYL
Product: chromodomain Y like
Exons: 7
Coding region: 561-2180 (539 amino acids)
Cellular component (GO): nucleus
Molecular function (GO): transcription corepressor activity
Source: RefSeq, a predicted model, not a curated record
ACAAUGGGCGAUCAAAGAAGGGGAGGGGGAGGGGGAGGAAGAGGAUGGCGCUAGACGAGGCUGGAACCCAGCGGUGUGGCGCUCUCUCUGCGCUCGAUUAGUGAUCCUAGAAGGAGACUUAGCCAGCCGCCGGAGCCAGGGGCGGGGAGGGACACCGAGUGGUGGCGGCGGGUACGGGAGUCGCCGCCGCCGCUGCAGCUGCUGCUGCCUCCUCCUCCUCCUCCUCCCCCCUCCCCCUUCUCCCGCGCCUCGCGAGCAAAGUGUGCGAGAGUGAGUACGAGUGUGAGUGAGCGAGCCCGUUGCGCAGCUUGCUCUGCGCACAAGCACCACCAGCGGCGGCGGGGGGGCGGCAGAGGCACCAGCACCACACGGGCAUUUAGGGAGAGGACCGAGACACAUACAGAUAGAGAAGAAGCAGCAGGAGGAGGAAGAGGAGGAGAAGAAGGGGUGGGAGAGGAGGAGGAGGAGAGGCCAUACCAGACACCAACUGAGACAAAAGUAUCUCCAAACCAGCACCCAACUCCACCUUGGGAGGCAGGCGGCCAGGCGGGCGCCUCAGCAUGGCUUCCGAGGAACUCUACGAGGUAGAGAGAAUUGUUGAUAAAAGAAAAAACAAGAAGGGGAAAACAGAAUACUUAGUUCGAUGGAAAGGCUAUGAAAGUGAGGAUGACACAUGGGAACCUGAACAGCACCUUGUGAAUUGUGAGGAAUACAUACAUGAAUUCAAUAGACAUCACAGUGAAAAGCAAAAAGAAGGCACAUUAACAAGGACAAACAGGACAUCUCCAAAUAAUGCAAGAAAACAGAUUUCUAGAUCUACAAAUAGUUCUUUUUCAAAGACUUCCAAGUCCUUAGUUAUUGGAAAGGACCCUGAAUCAAAAAACCAGUUGUUUGCUGCCCAGAAGUUUCGGAAGAACAACACCCCGCUCUCUGGUAGAAAAAACAUGGACCUUUCAAAGUCAGGUAUCAAAAUACUUGUGCCCAAAAGUCCUAUUAAGAGUCGGACAGCUGUGGAUGGCUUUCAAAAUGAAAGUCCUGACAAGAUGGACCGCAUAGAACAGGAUCAGGAAGAUUCUGUAGCACCGGAAGUGGCAGCAGAAAAACCAGUUGGAGCUUUAUUAGGACCUGGUGAAGAACGUGCUAGGAUGGGGAGUAGGCCAAGAAUGCACUCAUUAGUGCCACAGUUACCAGUGCCAGUAACAGCUACCAUCGCAUCAACAUUAACAAUAAAUGGAAAAGGUACAUCUACCUUUAUUGAAGCAUUGACAACCAAUGGUACCAACAUACAGACAUCAGUAACAGGAGUAGCAGCAAGCAAACGAAAAUUUAUUGAUGAAAGGAGGGACCAGCCUUUUGAUAAAAGGCUACGAUUCAGUGUGAGGCAAACGGAAAGUGCUUACCGGUACAGAGACAUUGUUGUCAGGAAACAAGAUGGCUUCACACACAUUUUAUUAUCAACAAAAUCAUCGGACAACAAUUCAUUAAAUCCAGAGGUAAUGAAAGAAGUUCAAAGUGCACUGAACACAGCAGCAGCUGAUGACAGUAAACUUGUACUCCUUAGUGCAGUUGGCAGUGUUUUCUGCUGUGGCCUUGACUUCAUUUAUUUUAUUCGACGCUUGACAGAUGAUAGAAAAAGGGAAAGUACAAAAAUGGCAGAUGCUAUUAGGAAUUUUGUAAAUACUUUCAUUCAGUUUAAGAAGCCUAUCAUUGUAGCAGUAAAUGGCCCAGCCAUUGGACUUGGAGCAUCUAUAUUACCUCUGUGUGAUGUUGUUUGGGCUAAUGAGAAGGCAUGGUUUCAGACUCCAUAUACGACAUUUGGGCAAAGUCCUGAUGGAUGUUCAUCCCUCACAUUCCCAAGAAUAAUGGGCCUGGCAUCUGCAAAUGAAAUGUUAUUUAGUGGACGGAAGCUGACUGCACAAGAAGCAUGUGCAAAAGGAUUGGUAUCCCAAGUGUUUUGGCCAGGAACAUUCACACAGGAAGUCAUGGUUCGCAUUAAGGAACUCGUCACAUGUAAUUCAGUUGUACUUGAAGAAUCCAAAGGUUUAGUUCGUAGUAUUAUGAAGGUGGGCUUGGAACAAGCAAAUGACAAGGAGUGUGAAGUUUUAAAGAAAAUUUGGGGUUCUGCUCAAGGGAUGGACUCAAUGCUAAAAUACUUGCAGAAGAAGAUUGAUGAAUUUUGAAGAGAUGUGCAGUGACACUGGAAUUUUAUUUACUUGGACAUCUGGGUUUCAUGGAUGCCCUAAAUGAAUUUAAAAAUUUAAAAUAAAACUUGGCCCCCUGUUGAGAUAGCAUGGGAUUAAAACUUGGAAGAACGCGGUUUUAUUGUUAAGGGUUUUUUUAAAAAAAAGAAGUACUGUAUGUUAAGCAUUGAACAAAUUUCCUUUCUCCAUAUAUAGAUAUAAAUAUAUAUAUUAUAUUUCUUUAUAUACACAAACUAAAAAAAUAUAAUGGAGUGCACUACCAAACCUUUGUCUUCUACUUUGUUAUCAUUGGCUAGUACUGUAUCAAAAGAAAAUAGUGGAUAAAAUGAGGCGUUGCAUUAUUUUGUAUGUGGCACGAAGGUCCUGAAGCAAUGAAAUAUUUUUUCAGUAGAGUACAGAAUUAAAACGGGUAUUGGCCAGCCCUUACUUUCACUGCCCAAAAAGUCAGUUAAGAAGAGGCAUUGCCUUGAAUUCUGAGGAAGAUUUUUAAAAUACCUCAAGUAAUGAUGCAUUCUAAAAAUCAGUUAUUUUUUUUAAAAAAAAUAAAACCCUGCAAUGAAAAGGCAUAUUUUCUCUCUCUUUUCCCCCACCCCCUACCCCAAAAUGAGUGUGCUCAGGAUUUAUGCUAUAAAAACACUCAGCCCUUCCCAAUUUGGGGAGCAUGCCCAGUUCUUACCCAGAUAUCAUGAAGAAGCCGGUGUCUUGUCACAAAAAAAGCUUCAUUUUGCAGUAUUAGUGAAUCACUGAAAUACCAUACAUACUAUGGGCAUCUUAAAUUAUAGCUUAGUCUUAGUUCUUGAAAAAACAUAGGUUUCUUGAAUUAUUUUAACAACAUAAUUGCUUCUGUUGCUGGGUGAGAAAACUAUAUACAGGUUUUUUGUGGGGUUUUUGUUUGUUUGCUGGUUUUAAUUAAUGGAUUACACCAAAAAUGUGUAUUAUGUUCAAUUUGUUAGCUUCACUUAGAAUAUAUUUUAUUUAAUAAGUUAAAAUUCUUUUGGCACACUAUUAAAUAUUCCUUUAAAAAGCAACUACCUUAUAUUAGAUAUUUCCAUGUCUUUUGUCAAUGCUUUUUAAUUUUAAGUAUACACUAUGGCCCUGAUCCAGAGAACUUUCCAUGAAGCAACAAUCUGUAUUCAUUCUGCAGUAAAUGAGGAUUCCCACUAUAAAACAGAUAAUUAGCACUGUUUGCUAGUUGCCUUUUGAAAUGCAUACUUAGAAUAAAAGGCAUCACCCAUCUGUUUGGCAAUGCAUACUUGAUGCAGGAGUUCCUACCACACACACAACCCCAGGUGCUGGAUGCAAAUUUCCUCCCACCACCACCUUGCCUG